This is a messenger RNA of Zonotrichia leucophrys gambelii, 2468 nucleotides long. It is a transcript of the gene CA4, whose product is annotated as carbonic anhydrase 4. Gene Ontology annotation, molecular function: carbonate dehydratase activity; zinc ion binding. Gene Ontology annotation, cellular component: plasma membrane. Gene Ontology annotation, biological process: one-carbon metabolic process. The transcript has 8 exons. NCBI's taxonomy places the organism in Eukaryota, Metazoa, Chordata, Aves, Passeriformes, Passerellidae. The record is from RefSeq and is a predicted model, not a curated record. Bases 111 to 1061 code for a protein of 316 amino acids.
GUCUGUCCUGGACUACUUACUCCAGUAUAAAACUGAGAGCAGAAAUAUGAUCACAUCCUGAGGAGUCUAAUCAAUUCUGGUUUCAACACUGAGCCUAUUUAAGCUAGAGAAUGGAAUUGCUGUUCCUUGCUGGGCUCUGCCUGCACGUUCUCAAGACAGAGGCAGUAGUGGGCCACUGGUGCUAUCAGUCCCAGAAGUGUGAGCUGCCACAGUGUGAAGGUCCUGCCCAGUGGCACCAGUCAUACAAGGACUGCAAGGGGGACAGGCAGUCCCCUGUCAACAUUGUCACCCGAAAUGUGGUGUAUGAGAAGAGCCUGAAGCCCCUGAGCUUUGAGGGGUACGAGGCGAAGGGCUCUGCCCAGUGGGACGUGCAGAACAACGGGCACACAGUUAAAGUGGCACUAGACUCAUCCCCUAGAAUCGGAGGAGGAGGCCUGGAGAGAAAAUACAAGGCAGUAGAAUUCCAUUUUCACUGGGGACUCCUGGCUGAGCAACAAGUGCUGAGUCCUGGCUCAGAGCACAGCAUAGAUGGAGAGAAAUACCCCAUGGAGUUUCACAUCGUCCACAUCAGAGAAGAUGCUUCAGAUGUGUCAGAAGCCAAGAAGAGUCCGGAUGGUUUGGCUGUGUUGGCCUUCUUUGUAGAGGCUGGCAAAGAAAAUAAAAACUAUGAAACCCUAUUGAGCAAAUUAAAGAACAUUGAAUCCAAAGGGGGAUCAGCAAGGGUGGAUCCUUUGCCACUGAGCUCUCUCCUCCCACCUGAGGAAGACCUUGAGAGGUACUAUCGCUACCGGGGGUCCCUCACCACCCCUGACUGCUACCAGGGCGUCAUCUGGACCAUCUUUGAGACGCCGGUUCAGCUCAGCCUGAGACAGCUGUCCCAGUUCGCAGCACUGCACUUUGAUGGGAAGAACUCCACUCCCAUGAUGGAGAAUUUCCGACCUGCACAGCCCCUGAACGGGCGCGAGGUGCUCUGGUCGGGGGCCAGCCUCGCCCUGCCCAGGGCACAGCUGCUGCUGCUGGCCCUGGCUCUGAGCUGCACCCUCAGCUCUCUGUCCCACUGAGCCCUUCCCGCCCCACUCAACCUCCUGGGCCUUAAUUUCUUGCUUUUCAGCCUUAUUUUUGCUGUUCUUUGCCUCAGCCUCUCAUGAAUUGUGUCCCAACACAGAAUAGCCUUGUCCUCCUCCAGACAUUAACCAAGGGCUUCUGUGCUGCUCUGGGGAAACCCAAACCACCAGAACUCAAAGGAACUGGGAGAUAAAGCAAUGAAAAUUCCAUUUGAAAAGCCAAUAGACUCAGAGAAAGCUUAGUCUGGAUUAUGCUGUAGUUUUAAGGCAGCACUGGAAGGAGCUGCACAGAGAAUCUUGGAGAGGAAUCUGUUCCUAAGUGCCUGUGAAGGGUUGGUUUGGAGCACGUUUACAUCCAACACUGCAAAUCUGGCAGGGAAAUGGGGAGUAAUUCCCACAACCCCACACUGUCCUGCCUGAAGGUACAACACAGAGCAAAGAUCAAAUGCUCACACGCAAGAGCAGCGCCUGGAUCAUCCCCUCACCCAACACACAAAUCCCCCUCCUUCCUUCAGAAAAUCUCAGCUCAUUUCAGAUAAGGACACUGGAUUCCUUCCACCCCACCUGCUGCUGGGGCUGUCAGGUUCCUCUGUUAUUUAUUCAUCCCUCUCUGGGAUGCCAUGGCCAAUGUGAUGUGCUGGGGAGCAGCAGGGAGGCUCAUCCCCACCACCAGAGGCACAUCUGUGGAAAUUCCCUCUCUUUGGAGGGCUGCUUCUGAAGCAGGAGACUCUGAUCAUCCUUUGUAGUUGUUAUUUGCCUAAUAAAAUAGGACAGCUCAAGAAAUGGCUCUUUCUUACAUAUAAAUAUAAAUAUAUAUAUAUUUCUUUUAUAAAUAUAAUUUUUUAUAGUAGCAUACUUGCAAUAUUCACAAUAUGGUGAUUCACAAGAUUCAUAGUUUUUUCCAAGAAGAUUGUGGUUUGAACCAAUUCCUUCAGAUCUUACCCAAUUACUUAUAGAAAAUACAUUGGGAAAUGGGGUUUCCUUGUAUCAUUCUGGUUCUCCCUCUGAAGAGGGACAUAACAUUUCUCUUUGGCUAGUGCCAUAUAACAUAGUACAGCUUCUUUUAGGGUUUUAGAUUUUGGCCACACCAAAAUAGGAUUUCAUAUUAGCCGAUUUGUAUUUUUUUUUUCCUUUAAGGGCAAUGUUUGCAGAGAUGACUUUAUAUAUUUUCAGGGAAAUCCUGGCAGUGAGAGCAACCACAACUCACCAAAAGCAGGGAAAUUAUUUUCAUAUUAAUCAAUCAGUAAAGCUUUAAUAAAAACCAAAAAAAAAACACAUGGGAAAGCAAAUGAACCUAUUUAAGUUUAAAGGAAAGAUUAAUACUUUAACUAUGUUUUUAUGUAACUGAAAAUCUUUGGAGGAGCAAACAGAAAUGAAAUAUUAAAGGUGAACAACAGACCUAUA